GGAAACUGCACCAAGGUGACAGAGUUCAUUCUCACGGGAUUUGCAGAAAGUCUAGAGCAACAGCUUCCCCUUUUUAUGGUGUUCCUUGUAAUCUACUUCAUCACCUUUGUGGGAAAUCUGGGAAUGAUCGCAUUAAUCAGAAUGAACUCCCGGCUUCACACACCCAUGUAUUUCUUUCUGUGCAACCUGUCUAUCAUUGACAUCUGUUACUCAUCUACCAUCACUCCAAGGAUGCUGAUGAACUUUCUAGCAGUUGGCAAGUCAAUUGCCUUCAAUGCAUGUCUUGUUCAGCUUUACUUCUUUGUUGCCUUGGUGUGUUCUGAAUGUUUCUUGCUGACCACAAUGGCAUAUGAUCGUUACAUAGCUAUCUGUAGCCCAUUGCUCUAUUCAUCAAUUAUGUCGCAAAGAGUCUGUUUCCCUUUGGUUGCUGGUUCAUAUCUCACUGGCUUCACAAAUGCCUUGAUAACGGUAUGUUUUUUAAGCAGGUUGCCAUACUGUGGCUCCAACAUCAUCAGGCAUUUCUUCUGUGAUACUCCUCCAUUGUUAGCACUGGCCUCUAAUAGCUAUAUUGCUGAAACAGUCAUUUCUUUUCUAGCUGGUCUCACCACCAUUGGAUCCCUAUUAAUCAUCGUCCUUUCUUAUACCUUCAUUCUGUCUGCAAUUCUGAAGCUCCGCUCUGCUCAAGGCAGACACAAGGCUUUCUCCACUUGCUCCUCUCACCUUACAGCUGUCACUGUCUUCUAUGGAACUCUGAUAUUUACAUAUCUACGUCCUAAUGCAAGCUACUCAUUGGGUCGGGACCAAGUGGCUUCUGUGUUCUACACAGUGGUGGUUCCCAUGAUGAACCCUUUGAUCUACAGCUUGAGGAACAAGGAUGUGAAGGAGGCCUUCAAGCACUCAAUGAACGUAAAAAUGUUUUCACAAUGA
Messenger RNA from Heteronotia binoei (common prickly gecko), 927 nucleotides. RefSeq names its product olfactory receptor 5AR1-like. Gene Ontology annotation, molecular function: odorant binding; G protein-coupled receptor activity; olfactory receptor activity. The transcript has a single exon. The record is from RefSeq and is a predicted model, not a curated record. Bases 76 to 927 code for a protein of 283 amino acids. Lineage: Eukaryota; Metazoa; Chordata; Lepidosauria; Squamata; Gekkonidae. Gene Ontology annotation, biological process: sensory perception of smell; G protein-coupled receptor signaling pathway. Gene Ontology annotation, cellular component: membrane.